CGUGAUGUGCGCAUGCGCCGUAGUCGCAGCACUACCCCGUCCAGCCUUAAUCUGUUCGGUUACUGAUUAUACCUCCAUUCGUUUUAUGCCAUGUAACAAGGGUUUCCAGAAGAGCACAUGAGCCGCAGGUUGCACUAUGCCGAAGGUCCCUAGCAGCUGCCCUACUGUGCCGCUGUCCAAUGGACGCAACAUUCCCAUUCUGGGUUUAGGAACCUCUCAUGUUGGUGGUUACAGUCAUGAAGCGGUGCUCUAUGCUCUGCAGGAGUGCGGCAUAAGGCAUAUAGACACAGCCAAGCGUUAUGGUUGUGAGGAGGCUUUGGGGAAAGCCGUGGCUGAUGGUGGAGUACCAAGAGAGGAGCUCUGGCUCACCACCAAACUAUGGCCUGGAGAUUACGGUUACCAGAGCGCCAAACAAGCCUGCAGGGACUCCUGUGCCAGGCUGGGGGUUGAUUAUUUAGACCUCUAUCUGAUGCACUGGCCGGACUGCAUGGUGCCAGGCGUCUCCAGUCGUGAGGUUCGAGCAGAGACGUGGAGAGCUCUGGAGGAGCUUUAUGAUGAAGGUCUGUGUCGUGCCAUUGGAGUGAGUAACUUUCUCAUACAUCACUUAGACGAGUUAAAGGAUCAUGCUGGAAUUGUGCCUCAUGUUAAUCAGGUGGAGUUUCAUCCCUUCCAGCAGCCGCUGGAGCUGGUUGAAUAUUGCCGGAAGGAGAAUAUUGUUUUUGAAGGCUACUGUCCUUUGGCCAAAGGUCAAGCUCUCACUCAUCCAUCAGUCAUGGAGCUUGCCCAGAAAUACGGCCGCAGCACUUCACAAAUAUGCAUCCGCUGGAGCAUCCAGAAUGGAGUCGUCACGAUUCCAAAGUCCACUAAACCAGAAAGGGUCUACGAAAACUGCCAAGUGUUUGGGUUCAGUUUGGCUGAUUCAGACAUGGCAGCGCUGAGUUUGCUGCAUGAUGGGAGACAUGUGAGCUGGGACCCAACUCAUGUGGAAUGACCACAUCUCCAAGAAAACCACCUGUUCAGGUUUUUGGAUUCACACUAACAGCAGAAGACAUGGAUCGAAUUAGAAAUUUACACACCAAUCAGAAGCUGAUUCAUCUCACUUAUCCAAUCUGGAAAGGAUAACCUAGCAAUCAGAAUCCAAGAGGUUUGUUAUUACGAUGGUGACAGGUCCUGAACUCACAGUGGAAGGAAAACUUAGAUUUUUUUCAUGCUGCUGAUGUCACACAUGUGCCUUCUAAAAAAAAAAAAAAAAAAACUGGUAUUCAGUGGUGGUGAGAUUAAUAUUUUUUAUGGCCUUAAUAGUAACAAUUAGUUACACAAAAUUUGCUCUCCUUACUAAAUUCUAGUCACACUUAUUCUCAUAUCAGACAUGAUGAACAAGUUUAAACGUGACAGAACCGCAGGUAAACACGAUCAAGACACUGGAUGGAUGUUCUUAACAGUUAUGACACGUUCUCAUUAUUCUGAAACGUUUUAAAUUGUGGGUUAACACAGAAAUCUUUAGCGAUGCUUAUUUCACACUCAUGUAAUGCUCAGUGUUUUGAGUUUCUCAGAAACUGCACUGUUGGAACUAAAUAAAUUGCCAGCACACA
Molecule: messenger RNA, 1592 nt
Organism: Puntigrus tetrazona (Sumatra barb)
Lineage: Eukaryota; Metazoa; Chordata; Actinopteri; Cypriniformes; Cyprinidae
Exons: 8
Coding region: 137-991 (284 amino acids)
Molecular function (GO): oxidoreductase activity
Source: RefSeq, a predicted model, not a curated record